UGUAAACAAACCUCAGUUUUGUUUACAUUCAGUGGUUUCUUUGCCGUCUUCUCUGUGAUCAUCAAUUGUUUGUAAUUUUGGGGGGGUUGUAGGGUAACACUGUAGGUCAUGUGUGUGCUGAAAGGGCCUGGAUUAUUAAUAAAAUGGCUGGUAAUAUUAUGAUUUGGUGAAAUGGAAGAAGAGGAGAUGAUAGCAGUAUAGUUAGAAUAUACACACCCUUUCAACCGUAAGCCAAAGACAUGGACAAGAGAUACAGAAUACUCCUACAUUCUGAGAAGAACAUUGCCUCCAUAGAAACCCUACCCACUGAAUUGCUUGGGGAUGAGGUAAAGCAGGUGAAUCCUCUCAGUAAGGAACCCAGUCUUCUACAAGGCAUAGCUAACGAUGGAGGGUCCAAUGGAGUGCUACGACUCAUGAAGAACCCAGUUACUGGUAAAUUAACACUGAUGUGCCAUUCUGUGGUUUGUCCAUCCAAAAGCAAUAUAGAUAUAGAGAAGAAUAGCAAGGAAGGUAGUGCAUUAGGGAUAUCUGUGCCAAAUGGAGGUCAGCAAAGUGACCUUUCACCGGUGGGGAGACUCAAGGCCAAGAGGGGAAGGGGUCGGCCUCGGAAAGACAGGACAACAGAGGUCAAGGAGGAAGAGGAGGAGGAGGUCAAGUUUCACACAUGUACAAGAGUAAUCCAGACCAACAGUAGGACAGUUUACCUAAAGGGAGAGUGCGACUGCCUUGAAGAGCAGAUAAACCAUGAGGGAGAGAGUGAUGCUGAGGAGAAGGAUGUGGUACCUGAGAACUUUGUAAAUAGAGCAAGUGCAAAUAAGAGAAAAAACUUUGAAGGCAAUAUAGAUAUAAGGGAGUAUGUAUCAGCAUCUUCACGGAUAAGGGACCCCUAUAGACCCUGGCGGAAGAACUACGACGUAGUUGAUGGGAAGGAGGUUCUUCCCGAAUACAAGAUGCAGGCGAUUGAGCGCACAAAACGGCAAAAGGAGAUGAGGCUGAACCAGAGGCACAGUGUCUUCCGCACAUGGGAAAGUGUUCUUGCAUGUAAAGACAGAGUCGAAGAAGAGACAAGGUCAAAGUACAAUCUUUACUCCAAAACUCCAGGAUUUUGUGAUGACAGGCCAAAGCCAGGGAAACGUGUCUUAUUUGAACUGAAGCGAUCGAAAGGGGACUCUGCAGUCGUUCCCUACACAGGCGUUCCUCUCAUGUGGAUUGGGAGUCGAGUCUACACAUGCCACCUUAGUAAACACAAUUAUAAAUAUGGAGUGAAGAAGCAUAAAGAAGAAUCUGAGGGCAGCUGUGCAAAUAACAAGAAAAAGAAAAAGACGCCCUCCAAGCACAUUGGGUGUCCAGCAACUUUCUCAGUUACAAAAGUGGCAAGAUUCCCAGACUUUGAGGUUCGUUGGAUGUUAUUGUGA
Molecule: messenger RNA, 1415 nt
Organism: Penaeus indicus
Lineage: Eukaryota; Metazoa; Arthropoda; Malacostraca; Decapoda; Penaeidae
Exons: 4
Coding region: 240-1415 (391 amino acids)
Molecular function (GO): DNA-binding transcription factor activity
Source: RefSeq, a predicted model, not a curated record